CCCCCUCCCGGGAAUUACCACCCCCCUCCCGGCUCGGGGGCCAGGUACACUUGACGUCAGGAUGUCUGUCGUCGUUUUGACGUGUAAACACUCAUUUCCAUUCCGACUCCAGAGGGUCUGGGUGCUGCGCAGCCCCGGGCAGCCGCGCCAGCAGGCAGGCAGCUGACAGAGACCCCUAUCCCCGCGCUCGCUUAGCAACACAUCGCCCCGCCGCCGCCGCUCCCCGCGGCCAUGGACCGGCGCCACUGGGCAGGCCGGUGCUUGGCGCUGGUGCUGCUGGCCGUCUGCUGCCUGCCCCGCGGCGGCGGCUCUGAGCGCCAGUUCCUCAACGAGUGGGCAGCGGAGGUCCCGGCGGGCCACGCCGCCGCCAGAGCCAUCGCAGAGGAGCUGAACUACGACCUCGUGGGGCAGAUUGGAUCACUCAAAAAUCACUACCUGUUCAGACAUAAAAGCCAUCCAAGGCGCUCCCGAAGAAGUGCCAUUCUCAUCACCAAAAGACUUUCUGAUGAUGAGCGGGUGUCAUGGGCAGAGCAGCAAUAUGAAAAAAAGAGAACUAAGCGUGCCAUCGUGAGAGACUCAGCAGACAAUCUUUUCAAUGAUCCUAUGUGGAAUCAGCAGUGGUAUCUGCAAGAUACAAGAAUAACUCCAUCCCUGCCCAAACUGGACCUCCAUGUUAUUCCUGUAUGGCAGAAAGGGAUAACAGGCAAGGGCGUUGUCAUCACAGUAUUAGAUGAUGGCUUGGAGUGGAAUCACACUGACAUCUUCUCUAACUAUGAUCCAAGGGCAAGUUAUGAUUUCAAUGACAAUGAUCACGAUCCUUUUCCUAGAUAUGAUCCAACAAAUGAAAACAAAGAUAUUAUGAGACGUAGCUUGUUCUUGCUAUAUUUAUUCAGGCAUGGAACGCGGUGUGCAGGAGAAAUUGCCAUGCAAGCCAACAACAGAAAAUGUGGAGUUGGAGUUGCCUAUAAUUCCAAAGUUGGAGGUAUACGAAUGCUGGAUGGAAUAGUCACUGAUGCUAUUGAAGCCAGUUCAAUUGGUUUCAAUCCCGAACAUGUGGAUAUUUACAGCGCAAGCUGGGGCCCUAAUGAUGAUGGUAAAACUGUAGAGGGACCUGGGAGACUGGCACAGAAGGCUUUUGAGUAUGGAAUAAAGAAGGGCCGAAAUGGGAAAGGCUCCAUUUUCGUAUGGGCUUCUGGGAACGGAGGCCGUCAGGGUGACAACUGUGACUGUGAUGGUUACACUGAUAGUAUCUACACUAUUUCCAUUAGCAGUGCUUCUCAGCAGGGCCUUUCUCCCUGGUAUGCAGAGAAGUGCUCUUCAACUCUGGCCACAGCAUACAGCAGUGGGGAUUAUACAGACCAAAGAAUUACAAGUGCUGAUCUUCACAAUGAAUGUACAGAGACUCACACUGGGACCUCUGCAUCUGCACCACUGGCAGCAGGAAUUUUUGCUUUGGCACUGGAAGCAAACCCGAAUCUAACAUGGAGGGAUAUGCAGCACUUGGUAGUGUGGACCUCAGAAUAUGAUCCACUGGCUGGAAAUCCAGGAUGGAAAAAGAAUGGAGCGGGACUGAUGGUCAACAGUCGAUUUGGGUUUGGACUACUCAACGCCAAUGCUUUGGUAGAUUUAGCUGAUCCCAAGAGAUGGAAAGGUGUACCAGAAAAGAGAGAGUGUAUUGUCAAAGACAAAAGCUUUAAACCAAGAUUAUUAAGAGCAAAUGAGGAAGUCAUCAUUGAAAUUCCCACGAAAGCCUGCGAGGGUCAAGAAAACUUCAUUGCAUCUCUGGAGCAUGUGCAGCUGGAGGCAACGAUUGAGUAUUCCCGUAGAGGUGAUCUUCAUGUCACUCUGGUAUCUCCAGCAGGGACCAGCACUGUCUUACUGGCUGAGAGAGAGAGAGAUAGAUCUCCCAAUGGCUUUAAGAACUGGGACUUCAUGUCUGUUCACACAUGGGGAGAGAAUCCAACAGGCACUUGGGUUCUAAGAAUUACUGAUAUGUCCAGAAGAAUAGAAAAUGAAGGAAGGAUUGUAAACUGGAAAUUGAUUUUGCAUGGCACUGCUACACAGCCUGAACAUAUGAAGCAGCCACGUACAUACACAUCUUACAAUGCUGUGCAAAACGACAGAAGAGGAGUGGAGAAGAUGACAGAUUUUGUAGAGGACCAUACCACACAAGAGAACCUGCGUGAAAAACCCAAUAUCACAGAAAAUACCAGUAGUAGCAGUGACAAAGCAGAAGAUAAAAUCCCAUCAGAGGCUAUGCUACAUUUACUGCGAAGUGCUUUUAGCAGACAGAUGGCUCAGAAGCGACUGCCAGAGAAGACUGCAAGUGAGAAGUUAAACAUUCCGUAUGAGCACUUCUAUCAAGCCCUUGAAAAAUUAAACAAGCCCUCCCAGAUGAGAGACUCAGAAGAAAGUCUGUACAGUGACUACGUUGAUAUCUUUUACAAUGCCAAACCAUACAAGCAUAGAGAUGAUAGACUGCUGCAGGCCUUGAUUGAUAUUAUAAAUGAAGGAAACUAAACUAUAGAGUCUGUCACUGAGUUGGAUAUAUUCAUUCUCCCCACUUCACUUGUAGGCUUUUUUCAGAAGUCUGUUGUAUGCUCUAGUUGUGUGAUUGCUGCUUUGAUUGCUUCAUAUUUAAUACAAAUAUCAAAGAAGAAAAAAAAAGUGUGUGGGAGUAUAAGCCAGUAAACUGAUGCUUUUUAGUAAUUAAUUUUUUCAAAGCCUUUCUUCAUUACCAUCAAGAGUAGAUUUGCCCCUUCAGGUAUGAAAUCCAGGAGUAUUCCCCUGAAAAAUCAAAUGCUUUAUUUUAAGCAAUUUUAACGUUACUUAUUCUUCUACCCUAUUCAAAACUUGAAUUAUGAAGCAGUUCGGAAGCAAACUACCAGAGCUAUGGGGAGGUACUCUCAUCCCUGGAUUUUUAAUGAAUACUGAAGUCUUACAUUUGGAAUUUAUCACCGUUUUAACAUGUGUAGCCAGUACUGCUUCCGUCAUGGGUUUUAUGUUCCUUCUCCAAACAAUAGUGCUCCCUUAACCUUCUAUUCUCCCAUAAAGGAGCAACUCAGAGGCUGGAGUUGGACUGGAGCAUCAGUGGACACUGAUGAAGUUAUUCACAAUUUAGAAUACAGACAGACACUAGCAUAAAAUAUCCCCAAAUGAGGAUGGCCUUCUCGCCACCUAACGUUAAUUACCUAAGUGAAGUGCCUGUAUUAUGAGCCUAGUCGUUCUAGGCUGUAUUUAAUGAGGGCAGAGGCUCCUAUAGUUAGCACUUCAAAGCACUUGGAUAGUCUUUGUGCUGUUUUUAACUAUCUGGAUGGUGUACUGAUCUUUUUGUAUCAACUGUAUGAGCUUUGGAGACCAACCACCUACCUAUGGAGCCUCAGUCAGAUUUUUAACAUUAAGUAAUAUAAACGAGAUGCCUAUGUCUGCAGUAGUUAGGACAACAAAGCUGGGAUCUCUUUGACCUUUGAACUGCAGCUGAGGUGGAAUAGAAAGGGUAACUGUGCCAGCAGAUCCCACUUAAAGACUGGAUCUUGGAGUGUCUGGGAUGGAUUGUAACAUUUCAUAAGUAUCU
Molecule: messenger RNA, 3574 nt
Organism: Neopsephotus bourkii (Bourke's parrot)
Lineage: Eukaryota; Metazoa; Chordata; Aves; Psittaciformes; Psittacidae
Gene: PCSK1
Product: proprotein convertase subtilisin/kexin type 1
Exons: 14
Coding region: 232-2520 (762 amino acids)
Biological process (GO): protein processing
Cellular component (GO): Golgi membrane; trans-Golgi network
Molecular function (GO): serine-type endopeptidase activity
Source: RefSeq, a predicted model, not a curated record